AUGAUAAUGCAGAUACCUAAUGAAAUCGAUCGUAGUAGAAUUACUUCUGAGAUUGCGAAGAGUUCGUACUGUAAAGACAUUGGACUGACUGGUGAAUACGCCAUUUCCAAUGCAAUCAAAGUUCCGAAAUCACUAAUCAAAUCUGGCACAUUAGUGCAGUUUCGACCAAUGCCAAAAGUUUGUUCCAAACAGCAAUCACCUGAAAGUUGCUUUAACGCAACCACACCUAAAUUUAAAUGUUAUUGGUGUCCAGCUAUCAGCAAAUGUAGCAAUGGUCAAGAUAUUCACAUCCAGGAGUGGUUAGAAAAUGACUGUUAUAAAACA
Messenger RNA from Schistosoma turkestanicum, 324 nucleotides. The record is from the annotation of a GenBank genome assembly. NCBI's taxonomy places the organism in Eukaryota, Metazoa, Platyhelminthes, Trematoda, Strigeidida, Schistosomatidae.